GGUUCAAACAGCUUUAGACACUCUCGUCUUUGUGCCUCGUCCCCUGGUCCGGCGUUGCUCACUCUAGCGCUAGCUCCCCUCGGACUCGCCUGCAGGUCUCCUGUCCAGUCCCUAUUGGAACAUGCUGUCGCGCAAGACACUCCUAGCUGGAGCUCUACUACUCUGCUGCUUCCUGGCGUCAGCUCCUGCAUCUGAAGCUGAGAAGGGCGGGAACGGGACCGCCGUCGGGGCCGCCGGGGCGCGUCGCCGCCAUGCCGCACAAGAUGGCCGACAAAACAAGACUCUUGUGUUCAGAAGUAAAGUGAAGACCAAGAAGAUGAAGAAGACGACGGGGGGCGGACCCAGACACAGGAAGGAGCCACGUGACGACUCCGCCUGCACCAGGAGCCAAGGCAUCUGCCAGGCCAGCCGCUACCUCUGCCAGGGGCGCUACCUGAGAGACAAGUGCGCCGUGGCCAGGACGCGGCAGUGCUGCGUGCCAGCUGGACCCUGGAGCAUCCUCUGUGCCGGUCACCAUAACAACAGAGUCCGGGCGUGUGACGUGUACGGCUGUGGGGCGUACAACCAGAGAAGAGGUGAGGACCUCCAUGAAGCUGUGGACCUGGUGUGCGGCGACUUUGCCGUGGUCAACGCACCGUUCUCCGGCGUGCUGGCGGGCCCAGUGGGUCGCGUAGGACAUGACGGCCUCCAGUACGACGGCGUGAAGAUCAUCAGUGAUGUGUACUGCGUGAAGAUCUUCAACGUUCGUCCUUACCGGUACUUUGGGGCCGUCUCCAAGGGGGAGGGCCUAGGCUACGUGCUGCCGCUGCAGGACCGCUUCUCUGGAGUCACCUCACACCUGGAGGUCCAGAUGUGUGACGGCUCGGACCCCUCCCGUUUCCUCUGAGCCGCCCCGGGCCCUCCGCUCUGAUGAGCUGGCUCCUGAUAAUUCACUUUGCAUACAGGCUUUGGUAUAGCUCCGACUGCAUGGCUGCAGACUGUGCGUCGAACCUGACAUUGUUAACCAAAUAAACUGCAGUGCUGACCUUAA
This is a messenger RNA of Gadus morhua (Atlantic cod), 1030 nucleotides long. Its product is annotated as leukocyte cell-derived chemotaxin-2. The transcript has 6 exons. The record is from RefSeq and is a predicted model, not a curated record. The coding region runs from base 122 to 886 and encodes 254 amino acids. Lineage: Eukaryota; Metazoa; Chordata; Actinopteri; Gadiformes; Gadidae.